Molecule: messenger RNA, 2406 nt
Organism: Arthroderma uncinatum
Lineage: Eukaryota; Fungi; Ascomycota; Eurotiomycetes; Onygenales; Arthrodermataceae
Exons: 3
Coding region: 1-2406 (801 amino acids)
Biological process (GO): DNA-templated transcription; regulation of DNA-templated transcription
Molecular function (GO): DNA-binding transcription factor activity, RNA polymerase II-specific; DNA binding; zinc ion binding
Source: RefSeq, a predicted model, not a curated record
AUGAGUAGCUUGCUCCCAGCGUUCCCUGCAACCGACGCUGAGCCAUCGGACGACGCCCUCGACUCUGUCCAUGCUGGCAUCAAGAAGUUGAAGAAGACACCCGCAAAGCGUCGAGCGCUUAGCUGCCUGCCCUGUCGUAGGCACAAGCUGAAAUGCAACCGCCAUGUGCCCUGCCAUUCGUGCGUGCGCUAUCGGAGGGAAGACCAAUGUCGUCUCAACCCGCCCCCGUCCUCUGUCAUGAGAGGAGGAGGAGCGGUUUCCCUCCACCAUCCGCCAGACCAUGCUCCUGCGCCAGCGCCAGUGCCAGCAGCUCUGCCUUACCAUACGCUUCCGACUCAAUUGGCGUCAACCGCGCCGUUGCAGAGCAAGCCGCCAGCUCCUUAUAACCUUCAUUCCACCGAACCAGACCAGGCAGAAACUGUACUCUCAAAAAGCGCUCGAAAUGCACUCCUCGAAACUCCACUGGCCCAGAGCCUGGCCAACCUUCCCCCGAACGUCCUUGGAGUCUCCACCCUCCCACCAUUCAUUCCGCUCUUACUCUCUGAUCAGGCGCAACAACCCUUGGAUGACGAUGAUAUCGCCACCUUUUGGCGCGCGCAGCUCGUCUCUAUGCUCCCCUUGUCUCAUCAAUGCGACCUGAUCGUUACAUACUUCAUCGACGAGCUGAAUUUUGUAUACCACUCAGUGCACGCCCCGUCGUUUCGAGAGGACUACGCUGCCUUUUGGAAUACCGACGUUAAAGAUGUCGAUAUAAUUUGGCUCUCCUUCCUAUACAGUAUACUCUCUGCGGGCGCUGUAUUUAUCCCGUUUCCUGACGUGGAGGCUGUCGGGCUCAACCCAGACACGAUUCGCAAAAAGGCCCACCUAUGGCAUUGGGCGUCCAGACAGGCGCUGAGUGCCGGCCACUACGAGUCACGGCCUUGUUUGACGCAGUUAGAAACAUUUCUCGUGACACAGCUAUAUUGGCUAUCUACAAAGAAUAUUGAAGCACUUAACUCAGCACUGGGCCAGGCAAUCCGGAAUGGGCAGGCAUUGAAUCUGGAUAGGGAUGUUCCAGGCCUUAGCCCUCUAGAAACGGAAAAGAGGCGACGUAUCUGGUGGGAGCUGUUCUGUUGCGACACUUUCCAAUCGAUAUGCAUGAGCCGAACGCCGCUCAUACACUGUCCUGCCCCCAAAAUUCCACUCCCCGCCAACUGCAAUGACGUCGACAUCACCGAUUCGUUCACCGAGGGAAGACCAAUUGAGGAGCCCACAGAGACGAGCGCCAACAUCCUCCGCUCCGAAGUCUUUUUAAUCAUGCGAAAACUCUUUGACAGCGGCUUUGAGUACCUCUCUUCUUACGAAUACGUGCGGUCUGUUGACCUGGAGCUUGCGAAUUUGUGUCGCAAUUUCCCUUGGUACUUCCAGCUCGACGAACGCGGUGAAUGCGCGAAUCUUCCUGAACACCAGAAUUUCAUCCUAUGGCAAUUUCACCUGCUCCACAGCUGCAUUUGCAUGCAGCGCAUCCGCAUGAACCGACCCUUUAUCCACGCGCGCACCGGCGAUUCAUGGGCAGUCUGCGCCAAAGCUGCGAACGAAGUUCUAGCUGUCUACCAAAGCAUGCGUAACCCGGACGUCGAAGAGUUUCGCAAAUCACAUAAACUAUUUGUGCAGGCGUACCAGAUCUUCUCCGCUGCGGUGGCACUGGCGGGGUUCUUACUCGUCGAGCGCUCCUUUCCGGCGGACAACAUCCGCCCGCUGAUUGAGAUGGUGAUAUCAGACCUGAGUCUAUGCACGGCCGAUAUCUCAAUUGCCGUAGGCGGGAGGAAUACACUGAUUAAGAUGCUGGAUAUGUACGAUCGCCGCCAGCAAAGGGAACCAGUUGAGCCCGAGUCCCUUGUACCCGAGAUAUCGGUUGUGUUUGGUGGCGAACAGACCACGCGAAAGUAUCUGAAGCGGUGUGAAAUCGGCUACGUUCUUAAUGAAGAUGGACAUGCCAGUCCCAUGAACCCUAGGACCAGCGUGACGACCCCCGGCGUGCCCACAUACAGCACGAACACCCCGGCCUCUUAUACCUAUAAUCAUGUCAAUAGCUCGGCGACAGACGUGAGCGAAAUGCCGCAGGCGCCUCCCUAUAUUGCCCCAAACCCAUCAUUCUCAGACUUCGACCCGCCACGAGUGCAACCAAAAGCCUAUAUCCCUCAUUCCGUUGCCCCUACUAACCACGGUCUUCCUAAUAUCGGCAUCACCCAACCCCUCGCGAACGCCAAUAUCAAUCAAGCUCUACCUACUACCAGCAUCAACCCCAAUAGUCAAGGCGAUGAACUCGAGCUGCUCAACUGUUUCUAUAACGACUCUAUCCCCCUAGAAAUGAGUUUCGACGGGCCAUGGGAUUUCUUGCUCACCGACUUAGCAUAUCAGACAUAA